UAAAAAUGUUACUAAAAUCAUGUGUAUUAUUGUUGACAGUGGCCGUACACGGGAGUCAAAGUGCCUACAAAGUGGAGCCGUACAGCACCGGCGCCUACAGUUUGGGUGAGGGUCCGCACUGGGACUACAAGACCAAUACACUGUACUUUGUGGACGCAUUUGUCGGUGACUUUUACCACUUGGACGACCACAUGAGCCGCAGACAACUCGACAAAUACAGUCUUAAGGAUUUGAUCACAAUUGUCAUACCCUAUGCCGACAGCGAUCAUCACCUGUUGGUCAGUGUCCGCAAUAAAGUGGUCAAAUACGACACGACUACCCGUACGGUCGCACCGGUAGCUGAGAUCGCACCGGAACUUCAGGGUAAAGAGCGGUUCAAUGAUGGUAAGACUGACGCUAUGGGCCGGCUAUGGAUUGGCAGUGUGCUGGACGGCCCCUCAGGCGCUGUGCCCGGUAAGGGUAGUCUGUAUAAAUUAGAGCAUGGUAAGUUUGUUAAAAUAGCCACCGGGUUCACGCUGUCCAAUGGCUUGGCCUGGAGUCUGGACAACAGUCGCCUCUAUUUUAAUGACUCCGAAGACCGCAAGAUAUAUGUGUUUGACUUUGAUCUCAAGAACGGAACCGUUAAAAAUAAACGCGUUUUCGUAGACUUGAAAUCAAACCCCGAUUUCAAGAGCACUGAAGUGUCGGACGGUAUGACUGUUGACAAAAGUGGCAAACUUUGGGUCGGAUUAUACGCCGGCGGACGUGUCGUACGGAUCAAUACAGACACCGGCAAAGUUGAACAGUCUAUACCAGUGCCGGCCCUAUUGACUACAACACCGGCCUUCGGCGGUGAGGCGUUGGAUCAGAUGUUUGUGACGACCGGCAAAGAUGGCCAGGAUUUGAAGAAAUACCCAAACGCUGGGAAAGUGUUUCGCAUCACUUCAGACGACCCCGGUACUGUCGCCAGCACUAUAGGUGAUGGCCCGCACUGGGACUACAAGACAAACACCCUGUACUUUACGGACUCAUUCACCAGAAAUUUUUACCACGAGGACGACCACCUGAGCCCCAGAAAGCUUGACAAAUACAGUGCCGCGGAUUUGGUCACUAUUGCUAUACCCUAUGAGGACAGCGAUCAUCACCUGUUGGUCAGUGUUCGUAACAAACUGGUCAAAUACGACACGACUACCCGUACGGCCGCACCGGUAGCUGAGCUCAAGCAACGGUUUAAUGAUGGUAAAGCUGACGCUAUGGGCCGCCUAUGGAUCGGCACUAUGGCUGAUGAGAAUAAGGGUGGUCUGUACAAGUUGGAGCAUGGUAGAUUGGAGCAAAUGGCCACCGGGUUCACAUUGGCUAAUGGACUGGCCUGGAGUCCGGACAACACCCGACUCUACCUCAUCGACUCCGGAGACCUGAAAAUAUAUGUGUUUGACUUUGACCUGAAGAAUGGAACUGCUACAAAUAUACGAGUGUUUGUGAACCUAAACAAAAACCCCGAUUUCCCGGAUGUUGUUAUGCCCGACGGUAUGACUGUUGAUAAAAGUGGUAACCUAUGGGUUGGACUAUUCACCGCCGGACGUGUCGUUAAGAUUAAUCCUGAAACAGCCAGAGUUGAACAGUCCAUACCAGUGCCGGCCUUAUUCACCACAACACCAAUCUUCGGGGGCGAGUCAUUGGAUCAGAUGUUUGUGACGACCGGUAUGUUAGGCCAGAAUAUGACACAAUACCCGAACGCAGGCAAAGUGUUUCGCAUCACAUCCGACGAGCCCGGUUUCCGGGGCUCCCGACACGCGUCUCAUUUUAACCCAAAUAUUUAA
This is a messenger RNA of Medioppia subpectinata, 1799 nucleotides long. The record is from the annotation of a GenBank genome assembly. NCBI's taxonomy places the organism in Eukaryota, Metazoa, Arthropoda, Arachnida, Sarcoptiformes, Oppiidae.